Messenger RNA from Phragmites australis (common reed), 2416 nucleotides. RefSeq lists its product as uncharacterized. Bases 407 to 2233 code for a protein of 608 amino acids. The record is from RefSeq and is a predicted model, not a curated record. NCBI's taxonomy places the organism in Eukaryota, Viridiplantae, Streptophyta, Magnoliopsida, Poales, Poaceae. The transcript has 10 exons.
UCGGUCACUCAAUGGUUGCACUGCCUCGUAUAUAUGACGCAACUGGUAAGUACUCCACGUUAACCGAGCCCAAUUCCCACAAUCGAAGGGAGCCGCUCACCGCCAUCACCGACGCCACCGCUGCCGCAAUCCCGAUUCCCACUCACGCCUCCCUCCGCUAGCCGGCCAACACCAAUCAAAAGCACCGCCGGAUCGACUCCAAUAGCGGUGCUUGCUCUUAAUCUGGCUGCGGUGGCCGGCCCAACCACACCGCGGAGUCGGAGCUCUCGGAAGAGCCUUUAAUGGCGUCGGGGUCACAUCGCCGUCCAUAGGUCUGCGGUGGCGAGGCGUUAACUUGCCCACUCGUUGCUCAUCCUAUCGCCAUUCGCCAGCGGCCUAGUGCAUUGCACACUAUUGAUAGAUACGUAUGCAUACGGCGCCGGAGAUGAACGGCCGGGCUCGGAGGCCGGCGGCGGCGCGCGGCGCGGAGGCCGCCCCGAAGAACGGCAGAGUGAUGGAGAAGGAUCCGAGGAAGGUCGCGAUGCCGGUGAAGGGAUCGGCGUCCAACGCGGUCACUAGGGGCGUCAUGAACAGAAUUCAGUCGAGGAGAGACCGGAGGCUCGCACUGCAGCAAGAUGUUGAUAAGCUCAAGAAGAAGCUGCGUCACGAGGAGAACGUCCACCGAGCUCUGGAGAGGGCGUUCACGAGGCCGCUCGGAGCUCUGCCUCGCCUGCCGCCGUACCUACCGUCUCAGACGCUAGCUCUUCUCGCGGAGGUGGCGGUGUUGGAAGAGGAGGUCGUCCGGCUGGAGGAGCAGGUGGUUAAUUUCCGGCAAGGGCUCUACCAGGAGGCGAUAAUCUUUUCCUCCGCCAAGAACACGCACCUCCCCGGCGGCGUGGGUUCCGUGCCGGCGCAGAUCAUACCGUCGAGCCCCGUGCCAAAUUCGGAGGUCUCUCCAUCGGUACGCCACGGUUCAGACCACCCUCCCUCUCGUCCAUCGCUGAACAACGGAGUCGCUGGUGGCAAGCAAACUGCAAGCAAGCCGGUCCCUUCCUCGCCGAGCCAAGAUGGUCUCUCCGGGGCAGGGAAAGAAAACCAAUCGUGCAGCAAUAUGUCGAGCAGGAACUGUCGCCAGACGCCGUUGCAGCAGAAAACGCCCAAGUCCAGGGUGGCGCCGGCAGCAGUAACACCAGACAAACGCAGAGUUACUCCUGCUCAGACAACUAGUGCAGCGCCUGACUGUAAAAGACCUGCAGAAGCUGCCGGCAGCAACCCUGACAAAGCGUCCCAGGCCGACUCGACCGUGCCGAACAAACUGUCCGAGGAGCUGCUGUGGUGCCUGCUGACCAUCUUCUCACAGAUGAGCUCGGCUGCCGGCGGCCAGGGUGACGAGGAACAGCCGGCGCCGUCCCCGUCGGUCUCAGGCUCCAGCGAGAGCUCGGAGGACGCGUACCCGCAAGACCCCUACGGUAUCCUGGAGCUGGGCGCGAGGGACAUCGGCCCGUACAAGCGGUUCCACGUGGUCGACGCUGCUUCGUUCGAUCGGAACGCGCUGGCCGGUGACACGCUUCUUUCUCGGAGAUUGAAGGCGUUGCUGCGAAGGCUGUCGUCGGUUGGCCUGGCGGGGCUCUCGCAUCAGCAGAAGCUGGCGUUCUGGAUCAACAUCUACAAUUCCUGCAUGAUGAACGCGUUCCUGGAGCAAGGGAUACCAACCACCCCACAAAUGCUUGUGGCGAUGAUGCCAAAGGCGGCAAUAAACGUUGGUGGGCGCACGCACAGCGCCAUGGCCGUCGAGCAUUUCAUCCUGAGGCUGCCCUACAGCGUGAAGCAGGUGAAUCCGGAAGGAACGAAGGACGACGACGUGUCGGCGCGAGGCGCGUUCGGGCUGGAGUGGCCUGAGCCCCUGGUCACCUUCGCGCUCUCCUGCGGAAGCUGGUCCUCCCCUGCUGUGAGGGUGUACACGGCGGCCCGCGUCGAGGAGGAGCUGGAGGCGGCGAAGAGGGACUACCUACAGGCCGCCGUGGGCGUGUCGACGCCGGGGAAGCUCGCGGUCCCGAAGCUCCUGCACUGGUACCUCCUUGACUUCGCCAAGGACGUGGACUCCCUCAUGGACUGGGUCUGCCUGCAGCUGCCGACCGAGCUGCGGCAGAGCGCGAUGCGGAUCGUCGAGGACGGCAGGCGGGCGGGUGCCGAGCCCCGGCGCAUUCAGGUCCUGCCGUACGAGUUCAGGUUCAGGUACCUGUUGGCCUCGUGAAGCAGAAUUGACCGUCACACAUACUGCACGAGUCGAGAAGGUGUUUGUAGCUUGCACACAUGUUUUGCAAUAAAAGGCUAGAUUGCUGUGCUUCUGAAAUUUUACCUUUGUAAAGGAAAGAAAAUAGUAAAAAAGUUUCUGGGUGAGAAUUUGAGGUCAUUGAUCCACAAUUUGUUUACAGGG